Molecule: messenger RNA, 1690 nt
Organism: Cynocephalus volans (Philippine flying lemur)
Lineage: Eukaryota; Metazoa; Chordata; Mammalia; Dermoptera; Cynocephalidae
Gene: GFRA1
Product: GDNF family receptor alpha 1
Exons: 9
Coding region: 229-1620 (463 amino acids)
Biological process (GO): nervous system development
Cellular component (GO): signaling receptor complex; external side of plasma membrane
Molecular function (GO): signaling receptor activity
Source: RefSeq, a predicted model, not a curated record
AGCGGAACCAGCUCCUGCCCUCGCGCCCGCUGCCUGCCCGGAGCUGAGUCGCCGGCAGCGGUGGUGGCUGACGGACCGGGAGUUUCUUCUCGCACUGGAUGGAGCUGAACUUUGGGCGGCCAGAAGAGCGCAGCCGUCCGGGGACCGCUGCAUGCUGAGCUCCCGCGGCGAGACCCUGCGGCGGCUCGGGAUCUUUUGGGGGGCGGGGACCAGCUGCGCGCCGGCACCAUGUUCCUGGCGACCCUGUACUUCGUGUUGCCGCUCCUGGACUUGCUCCUGUCGGCCGAGGUGAGCGGCGGGGACCGCCUGGACUGCGUGAAAGCCAGUGAUCAGUGCCUGAAGGAGCAGAGCUGCAGCACCAAGUACCGCACGCUGAGGCAGUGCGUGGCAGGCAAGGAGACCAACUUCAGCCUGGCAUCGGGCCUCGAGGCCAAGGGUGAGUGCCGCAGCGCCAUGGAGGCCCUGAAGCAGAAGUCGCUCUACAACUGCCGCUGCAAGCGGGGCAUGAAGAAGGAGAAGAACUGCCUGCGCAUCUACUGGAGCAUGUACCAGAGCCUGCAGGGAAAUGAUCUGCUUGAAGAUUCCCCAUAUGAACCAGUUAAUAGCAGACUGUCAGAUAUAUUCCGAGUGGUCCCGUUCAUAUCAGUGGAGCACAUUCCCAAAGGGAACAACUGCCUGGAUGCGGCCAAGGCCUGCAACCUCGACGACACCUGCAAGAAGUACAGGUCUGCAUACAUCACCCCGUGCACCACCAGCAUGUCCAAUGAAGUCUGCAACCGCCGCAAGUGCCACAAGGCCCUCCGGCAGUUCUUCGACAAGGUCCCGGCCAAGCACAGCUACGGAAUGCUCUUCUGCUCCUGCCGAGACAUCGCCUGCACAGAGCGGAGGCGACAAACCAUCGUGCCUGUGUGCUCCUACGAAGAGAGGGAGAAGCCCAACUGUUUGAAUUUGCAGGACUCCUGCAAGACGAAUUACAUCUGCAGAUCUCGCCUUGCGGAUUUUUUUACCAACUGCCAGCCAGAGUCAAGGUCUGUGAGCAGCUGUCUGAAGGAGAACUACGCUGACUGCCUCCUCGCCUACUCGGGGCUUAUUGGCACUGUCAUGACUCCCAACUACAUAGACUCCAGUAGCCUCAGCGUGGCCCCGUGGUGCGACUGUACCAACAGCGGGAAUGACUUGGAAGAGUGCUUGAAAUUUUUGAAUUUCUUCAAGGAUAAUACAUGUCUUAAAAAUGCAAUUCAAGCCUUUGGCAAUGGCUCUGAUGUGACCGUGUGGCAGCCAGCCCUCCCAGUACAGACCACCACUGCUACCACCACCACAGCCUUCCGGGUCAGGAACAAGCCCCAGGGGCCAGCAGGUUCUGAGAAUGAAAUCCCCACUCAUGUUUUACCACCUUGUGCAAAUUUACAGGCACAGAAGCUGAAAUCCAAUGUGUCGGGCAGUACACAUCUCUGUCUUUCUGAUCAUGGUUAUGAAAAGAACGGCCUCGCUGGUCCUUCCAGCCACAUCACCACGAAAUCGAUGGCUGCUCCUGCAAGCUGCGGUCUGAGCCCGCUGCUGGUUCUCGUGGUAACUGCUCUGUCCACCCUAGUCUCUUUAUCUUUGGCGGAAACAUCAUAGCUGCAUUUAAAAAACAAUAUGGACAUGUAAAAAGACAAAAACCAAGUUAUCUGUUUCCUGUCCUCUUGUA